AGAACGAAAAUCCCAAACUUCCGAUCCCCAAUCCCGGAAAACCCUAGCCCCCAAAUCGACUGAGCUGAGUGCAGCCUCCUCCUGAGCCCCGACCAUGACUCCGACCCACCCCCAGCCACCGGCGGCCCGCAACAAUGGUGUGAUCUGAGGCGCGCCACAUCGCUCUUGGUUCCUGCUGCUUGCAUGGAGCGGGCACCGGAGCAUCGGCCGCAAAAGCUCUCCGUCGCCGCCGGCGUCGGCGGUGGAGGCGGCGAGGACCGCCUCAGCGCACUGCCGGACGACGUCCUCGUCCACAUCCUCCUCAAGCUCUGCGACACUGCCCUCGCCGCUCGGACCAGCGUCCUCGCCCGCCGCUGGCGCCGCGUCUGGGCUCUCCUCCCGGAGCUCCAUUUUCCCGUCGGCACUGGCCCCGACCGGAUACGCGCCGCUCUCACCGCCCACGAUGCGCCGGCCUUCCGGCACCUCUUCGUCGCCGCCAUCGAGGUCACCCCGGAAUCCGCUGCGUCAUGGCUCCCCAUCGCCGCGCGCCGCCUCUCUGGUGUCCUGCAUUUCAAGAACAGGGGGGACAUGAACGAGGCCUCCGCCGGGGAGAGAGGUGCCUUGCAGUUGCCUUGCUUCGAGAAAGCAACCAAGGUCGUGCUCGAUCUACGUUCGAUUGGCCUCACCCUGCCGCCUUCCGGCGAAUUUACCCGGCUCACCGAUCUGGAGCUGGUUCACAUACAGCUGCACGGUCCGUGUAGCCUCAGCGACGUUGUCUCUUCACCGCGGUGUCCAUCUCUGUUUUCUGCACGCAAUCGUCACAGCUUGAUGCUUCCACACCAUUUUCACCACAUCAGCAAACUUAUUCUCAUCCUUCUCUAUCUACCGGUCUGUGGGGACAAACGAUUCUUGAUGGAGGAGAUGACAAAGUUACCUAACAUCACCACCUUGGGACUGGUCGUAUUGGCCUGUGGACAUUCGUUUGGAGCCGGCUCAUUCCAUGUUCUCAAGAUGUCUAGUGGUAUAAGAGAGCUGACGCUUCAACUUGUCACUCGGAGCGACUGUAAGGCAUUUGCUGUGUGCCAAUCAGGUUGCAUUUGUGCUGAGCCAUCAAACUGGGAAACCGAGGACCUCGUGCUACCUUGCCUCAAAGAAUUAGCAAUCAAUGACCUGAGAGGAACUGAACAUGAACUCGCUCUUGUCAAAAGGUUAUUCAAGUGGGCAGCAAUGCUAGAAAGGGUGGCAGUAAUUUUCGAGGACUCGAUCGCUGAAAGCAACUGUGAAGAGUUGCGCCGGUUGCUACUAAGCUUCUCUAGGCCAGCAAUAUGUAUGAAAUUCUCGCAUGGAGGAUGUUUGCCAUUUGACUAGGGCACCAGCUUUGCCGAUUUGCUAUGGUUGUCAGUUCAGUGGGCCUACUUUUGUGAGACUGAACUUUGGUACAGCUUGUUUAGGUCCCGCAACUUGUUUCCAGUUUUUCUGAGACUGAACUCCUGUAACAUGUUUAAUUGGAACCUUGUUUCCAGUCU
Messenger RNA from Triticum aestivum (bread wheat), 1505 nucleotides. RefSeq names its product putative F-box/FBD/LRR-repeat protein At3g49030. Gene Ontology annotation, molecular function: protein binding. The transcript is spliced from 3 exons. NCBI's taxonomy places the organism in Eukaryota, Viridiplantae, Streptophyta, Magnoliopsida, Poales, Poaceae. The coding region runs from base 184 to 1347 and encodes 387 amino acids. The record is from RefSeq and is a predicted model, not a curated record.